This is a messenger RNA of Trametes versicolor FP-101664 SS1, 1443 nucleotides long. Its product is annotated as fumble. The transcript is spliced from 8 exons. Lineage: Eukaryota; Fungi; Basidiomycota; Agaricomycetes; Polyporales; Polyporaceae. Gene Ontology annotation, molecular function: pantothenate kinase activity; ATP binding. The record is from RefSeq and is a predicted model, not a curated record. Gene Ontology annotation, biological process: coenzyme A biosynthetic process. The coding region runs from base 1 to 1443 and encodes 480 amino acids. Gene Ontology annotation, cellular component: cytosol; nucleus.
AUGGCAGCAGCAGGACCCUCGUUGCCCACCGCGAAGACCAUCCAGGUCGACACGAGAGGGGCCAUGAUCCUGGACGAGGAGUCGCCAGAGACGCGCGACAGCCGCGGAAUCUACUUCCCAAACUACAUCGAGCCCGUCUCGCACAUAGCGGUGGAUAUCGGGGGAUCCCUGGCCAAGGUCAUAUACUUCACGCGAUCCACGAACCCGCCAUCUUCGCCCUCCCAGAUCGCGACGCGUGGAUCGAGCCCAAGCGACAUCUCGACACCGCCAUCCUCGUCGCCCGGCAAGGACAGCCCCUUGUCCUCACCACCCCUGUCCGGGAAGCUCAACGGCUACCCCAAAGGCGCGCUCACGCCCGCGGUUCUCGAACAAUGCAAUGGUCAUACAAACUAUCUUGACUCCAUCAGCAACCACAGCCUGCUGCACGACUCACUGCUGCGGCGCGCGUCCGUGCAGCACUUCCCGGGGGGCUCGCUCAACUUCGAGCGGUUCGAGACGGAGUACAUCGACGAAUGCGUCGAGUUCAUCCGCACGCUCAUCGAGCGCUCCGCGGCCGUGAAUGGCGUGCCUCUGGGCGAAAUGCGGCGUGGGGUGAAGGUGAUCGCGACGGGCGGCGGCGCGCACCGUUUCUACGAGCUGCUCGGGGAGGCGCUGCAGGUCGCGGUGCACCGCGAGGACGAGAUGGCGUGCCUCAUCGAGGGCCUGAAGUUCAUCACGCUCAUCCCGGACGAGGUGUACUACUUCUCGGACGAGCUCAUCCACUCCGUCUCGCACCCGAGCCAGGCGCAGCUCGAGCGCCCGAGCCCGGAUCCGCCCAAGUACGCGGUCACGUUCGUGCAGCACCCGGUGCCGCAGCUUCCGUGCCUGCUCGUGAACAUCGGCUCGGGCGUGUCGAUCGUGAAGGUGGACGAGGACGGGUCGUUUGAGCGGGUGAGUGGGACGAGUCUGGGCGGCGGCACGCUCUGGGGGCUGCUCAGUUUGCUCACGCCCGCGACAACGUUCGACGAGAUGCUUGCGUUGUCGGAGAAGGGCGACAACGAGACGGUGGACAUGCUCGUGGGCGACAUCUACGGCUCGGACUACAGCAAGCUCGGACUGAAGUCAACCAUGAUCGCGAGUACGUUCGGAAAGGUGUUCAAGAAGCAGGGCGGCAAGCGGGGCACGUUCACCCCGGAAGACAUCAGCAAGAGUCUACUCUAUGCAAUAUCGAACAAUAUUGGACAAAUAGCGUACAUGAACGCGGAAAAGUACAAUCUAGACCGGAUAUACUUUGGGGGGUACUUUAUUCGAGGUCACGCGGCGACGAUCAGCACGCUCUCGUACGCCAUCCGGUUCUGGAGCAAGGGCACAAAGCGCGCGCUGUUUCUGCGGCACGAAGGAUUUCUGGGCGCUAUCGGCGCAUGGAUAAAGAACAUCGGCGAGGACGAGGGGGGCGAGAGCUAA